GAAAAACUUUUGAUUUGAUCUCUCAAGGAGACGCAUUUUGAUGAGAAUUUUUUAUUGUCAUUGUUUUCAGAAAAGUUCAAGGUUAAAUAAUGAAACUUCAUAAAGGUGGGACAAUAACACAAGUACAGAUGUAUUGAUGACAAGUUGCGACAUAGAUUUAGAUGUCACUCUGCAGAACAACUAACUGGAGGAAUGAAAUGUUUUCUGACUACUAUGCUGCACACAUAAAGGCUGAAAUUGAUUUGGAUAUAAAAAAUGAAGAAGUUUUACUCUCGACCUCCCAGUGUCAAGGCAAAGAAGCUGGCAGACGAUUACUCCACGGGAGAAUUAGUGACACCGUGUCGUCUGCUGUUGGUUCUGAUCUUGUCCUGUAUAAUGAUUGCUGGGAUAGCUGUCAGCGUCAGUAAAAACAAGAUAGAGCCAGAGGAAAACGUCAUUAAAGGGGAGAUAACUCUAGUGAACUUUUCAUAUCAAUUUGACUUCAGUGCAGCUUUAAAAACAAGGGAGGAGAAUUCGGAGUUGUACAAGAGACCCCAAAAUAUGUGGUCUGUUGACAAAAGAUCCACACUAACACUAGAGGAAUUCUGGGAUAUUUAUGAUGGAAAAUGGCCAGUAAUUAUAACUGAUGUUGUACAGCACUGGCCAGCCUUCAACUGGACAAAAGAUUUCUUCAUUAAAAAAUAUGGAAGACAGAGGAUCACAUUCAAAGCUAUAGUAGAUGGCAUCCAGCAUGUGACAGGGUAUGUGAGGGCUUUGGAGGAUUUUAUCAGUACCCUCCACCAGUCUAAUUUUAACACCUGGAACUACCUGGAGGAUGAGAUGUUUAUUUUACAGAGACCGGAGCUCAGAGAGGACAUCAGGGAACAUAUUUAUGCUUCAGAAAAUUUUUUCUCUUUCUUCCCUUCUGAAAUUCGCCCCUGGGAUGCCGCUUUCCUGUGGGGAUCUAAACAUUCUCGUUCCACCCUGCACAUGGACCCCUACAACUGGACAGCCAUCAGCUCAGUCCUCAGUGGGGUCAAGAAGUGGAAGCUUUUUCUGCCUGGUCAAAAUCUUUUGUAUGCAGAAAAAAUUUUUCUGGAUUUCCCCACCAAAUGUAUAAGAUACAAUAGCCCCAUUGAUGCCUUUGAUCCAGACCUGAGAUUAUAUCCUAAAUUUAGCCAGGCUCAGUACCUGGAGACAGAGGUUUAUCCAGGAGAGAUGCUCAUUAUUCCUACAGGCUGGUUCCACCAAGCAUAUAAUGUUGAAGAAACGAUGGCAAUAUCCAGUCAGCUGAUGAACAGAAAUAAUUAUCUUGCAGUUCUAGAAGAAAUAAUAAAAGGAGGAGGUGUUAAAAGGAAGAAAUUACCAGCUCAUUUUGACACCUUGUUACCGCCUGAUCAGGUGAAACUUUUCCUAUCUCUUAUUUCCAAGAAGAUACUGCAAAAAGGGAAAGAACUUACAGAGAUGGUAUCCAGAAUGGUGUAUGAAGUCCCAGUUUCCUAGAUUUAAUAAAUAUAUACCAUUGGAGAUUUUAUUGACAUUUACAUUUUUUUUUAAACAUAGGCCUUUAAUGCAAUACUGUGUACCAAUUCAUAUGUUAAAUAGAUUAUGUGUAUAGGUAGAAUGAGUGUGAUUUAUAUCCAUAAUUUAUGCAAAUUAAACUCUCUCUUUCAUUAGAGUAAUAAAAUUAAAUCAUCAAGUGAUCAUGAAUCCAGAUUAUUUUUAUCAACUGUUUUUAUUACUGGUAUUUUUAUUUAAUAUGAUGGGAAAGUAUGUCUUCAUGAUAGAUAGUAUUUUAUU
Molecule: messenger RNA, 1779 nt
Organism: Saccostrea cuccullata (small rock oyster)
Lineage: Eukaryota; Metazoa; Mollusca; Bivalvia; Ostreida; Ostreidae
Source: RefSeq, a predicted model, not a curated record